Molecule: messenger RNA, 3637 nt
Organism: Castor canadensis (American beaver)
Lineage: Eukaryota; Metazoa; Chordata; Mammalia; Rodentia; Castoridae
Source: RefSeq, a predicted model, not a curated record
AUGCUCUCAGGACUGGGAAUAAGACGAGCCUGCUCUCAGAAUCCCUCGCUUCUCGAGGCAAAGCAGCUCUGCAGCGUAGUUCCAGAUUUCUAAAGGAGAGCAGCAGCCUGGGCAGAAGGUGGCAAGGUGUUACACUGAAGCUGAAUAUAUUGAAAAACUCGACAAACAGAUUUCAAGAGAAUGCAGAUAAAAUGAUCAGGCAGACCAAUGAGUCCUUCCUGAUACUUAGAGAGACUCCUGAAGGUGGAAGAGACAAGAAAAGCAAAACCAAAGAGCUGGCCAUGUCUGCCAACCAGAGUGCAGUGAGAACGCUGAGAGACGUGGUGGGACUGAGCCAGAAGCUGUUUAACACAUCUGCUGACCUGUCCAGAAUGAACGCUACAUUACGAGAGACAAAUGAACUUCUGCGCGACUCCACAGCAACCACUCUGUUGGCAGGAAGAAAAGUUAAAGACAUGGAAACUCAAGCCAACCUUUUAUUUGACCGAUUGAAGCCUUUGAAGACACUGGAAGAAAACCUGAGCAGAAACUUAUCAGAAAUUAAACUGCUGAUCAGCCAGGCUCGGAAGCAGGCAGCCUCGAUUAAAGUUGCGGUGGCUGCAGACAGAGACUGUAUCCGGGCCUACCAGCCUCAGAUUUCUUCCACCAACUACAACACGUUGACACUCAAUGUCAAGACACAGGAACCUGACAACCUUCUCUUCUACCUGGGUGGCACCGGCUCUGAUUUCAUGGCGGUGGAGAUGCAACGGGGAAAAGUGGCCGUCCUCUGGGAUCUGGGAUCUGGGUCCACACGGCUGGAAUUCUCAGACGUCUCCAUUGAUGACAACAGAUGGCACAGCAUCCACGUCACCAGGUUUGGAAACACUGGUUCACUGAGUGUAAAGGAAAUGGGUUCAACUCAAAAGCCACCAAGGGAAACAAGUAGAUCUCCUGGGACAGCCAAUGUUCUGGACAUCAACAAUUCAACACUCGUGUUUGUCGGGGGACUCGGAGGGCAAAUCAAGAAAUCUCCUGCUGUGAAGGUAACCCAUUUUAAAGGCUGCAUGGGAGAGGCCUUCUUGAAUGGCAGAUCCAUCGGCCUGUGGAAUUACAUUGAAAGGGAAGGCCCGUGCCGUGGCUGCUUUGGAAGCCCCCAGAAUGAAGACUCUUCCUUCCACUUCGACGGGAGCGGGUACUCAGUGGUGGAGAAGACACUGCGGGCCACUGUGACGCAGAUAACCCUGCUGUUCAGCACCUUCUCGCCCAACGGGCUGCUUCUCUACCUGGCUUCAAAUGGCACCAAAGACUUUUUGUCUAUCGAGCUGAUCCAUGGCAGAGUUAAAGUGAUGGUUGACCUGGGCUCAGGCCCUCUCACUCUCAUUACGGAUAGACGGUACAACAAUGGAACCUGGUACAAAAUCGCCUUCCAGAGAAACCGGAAGCAGGGACUCCUGGCUGUUAUUGAUGCAUAUGACACUAGUGACAAAGAGACCAAGCAAGGCGAGACACCAGGAGCUGCCUCUGACCUCAAUCGACUAGAUAAGGACCCGAUUUACGUGGGUGGCUUGCCCCCGUCAAGAGUCAUAAGGAAAGGCAUCUCCAGCAAAAGCUAUGUGGGCUGCAUCAGGAACCUGGAAAUAUCCAGAUCUACCUUUGAUUUGCUUCGAAACUCCUAUGGAGUGAGGAAAGGCUGUGUUCUAGAGCCUAUCCGAAGUGUUAGCUUCCUGAGAGGUGGCUACGUGGAGUUACCACCCAAGUCUUUGUCACCAGAAUCUGAAUUGCUGGCCACAUUUGUCACCAAGAACAGCAGUGGCAUCAUCCUGGCUGCCUUCGGCAAGGAUUCAGAGAAGCAGGGCCGGCGGCAAGCACACGUGCCCUUCUUUUCCAUCAUGUUGAUUGAUGGCCACAUUGAAGUGCACGUCAGCCCUGGGGAUGGGACCAGCCUGAGGAAGGCCCUCCUGCACGCUCCCACGGGGACAUAUGGCGACGGACAAGAGCAUUCCAUCUCGUUGGUUCGGAAUCAGAGAAUUGUCACUGUCCAGGUGGAUGAGAGCAAUCCUGUGGAAAUGAAGCUGGGCCUGCUCACAGAAAACAAGACAGUAAACACAUCCAACCUGUAUAUCGGGGGCCUUCCCGAGGGCAAGGGCACACCCACGCUCAAAAUGAGGGAGUCGUUUCAUGGCUGCAUCAAAAACUUGAUCUUCAACCUGGAACUUUUGGAUUUCACCAGUGCGGUUGGCUAUGAACAAGUGGACCUGGACACCUGUUUGCUUGCAGAACAGCCCAAGCUGGUCCUUCAUGGAGAGGACACUGAGCUCCUGCCAGCGCCCCCAACUCUUCCACAUUCCUGUAAGCAGCUUCUUCUAAUGGAACGGUGUGUGGUGGACACCAUUCCAGACCAUGUUCCCGGUGCUCACCAGUUUGGCCUCUCACAAAGCAGCCACUUUGUGUUGCCUUUUAAUCAGUCAGCUGUCAGAAAGAGGCUCUGGGUUCAGCUGAGCAUCCGGACCUUUGCCUCCAGUGGUCUCAUUUACCUCAUGGCUCAUCAGAACCAAGUGGACUAUGCCACACUCCAGCUCCACGACGGCCGCCUGCAUUUCAUGUUUGACCUUGGGAAGGGCCGAACCAGGGUCUCUCACCCUGCCUUGCUCAACGAUGGCAAGUGGCACACGAUCAAGACGGAGUAUGCUAAGAGAAAAGGUUUCAUGACUGUUGAUGGCCAGGAGUCCCCCAUGGUGACAACUGUGGGAGAUGUAACCAUGCUGGAUGUGGAAGGGAAGCUGUAUCUGGGAGGCCUCCCCGCCCAGUACAGGGCCAGGAACAUUGGGAAUGUCACCCACAGCAUCCCUGCCUGCAUCGGGGAGGUGACAGUUAACGGCAAACAGCUGGACAAGGAGAGCCCAGUGUCUGCCUUUGCAGUGGACAGAUGCUAUGCAGUGGCCCAGGAAGGAACUUUAUUUGAAGGAAGUGGCUAUGCAGCUCUUGUCAAAGAAGGCUACAAAGUCCGAUCGGAUUUAAACAUCUCACUCGAGUUUCGGACCUCUGCAGAGAACGGCGUCCUCCUGGGGAUCAGCAGUGCCAAAGUGGAUGCCAUUGGCCUAGAGAUUGUAGAUGGCAAGCUCUUGUUUCAUGUCAACAACGGUGCUGGUCGCAUAACAGCUGCAUACGAGCCUAGAGCUGCCAGGGCUCUCUGUGAUGGGAAAUGGCACACAGUCCAAGCCAAUAAAAGCAAGCACCGACUCGUUCUAAUUGUUGACGGGAAUGCUGUUGGUGCUGAAAGUCCUCACACGCAGUCUACCUCCGCAGACACCAACAAUCCCAUUUAUGUCGGCGGCUAUCCUGCUGAUGUGAAGCAGAACUGCCUGAGCAUCCGGGCCUCCUUCCGGGGGUGUCUGAGAAGGCUCACGCUGACCAAGGGCCCACAGGUGCAGCCCUACGACUUCAGCAGAGCCUUCGACCUACAAGGAGUUUUCCCUCAUUCCUGUCCUGGGCCUGAGCCCUAAACUUGUGGCAGAAUCUUCAGUUAGAAUUGUUGCUAAUGUUUGAGAAGAAAUAUUUUUGUGCAUUCAAGUCUUUUUCCAUUCGGAUUUUAUUCUCAACUCAGGUCAAGUGUUUCCACAGAGAGGUGUUGUGUUUAUAUUAAACAAAAACCACA